AUGUCUCGGGAUCCGGGAAAGUUUGCAGCUGCAAUUUCUGCUCGCCAAAUAUGCAAAAAGGGCGCGGUCCUUGGCGUCAUCAUGGCGAUCUUCAGCUCACAAUUGCUCUUUUCCAGUUUUUCAUUUGUUUAUCCUAGUUUAUCUUUUUUUUUUGUAUAGUAUUUCAGCCCGGCACAUAAAUAUUAGUCUACUCAAAAAAAUUAGUUCAACUCUUUAAAAAAACAUUUUUUUCUUUUUGUUUUUUUAGAUAUGUUUUAGGACAUCAUGAUAAACUUCAAAAAAGUUUAGUCGACUCACAUGCUUUUUUUGUUGAUUAUCUAUAAUUUGAAAUUUUUUUCCGCGCUUUCAUUUCAUACCGCUCUAAUGUUUUACUGCGUUCAAAUUUCAUCUUUAUUUCAGAUGAAUAAAUCGAGCUGGGGCGACGGCUCCUUGGAUCCUUUUGUAUAAAUUCAAGUGAAAUUUUUCUUUAGUUGCUUUUGCUUUUUGAAAGCCUGGCCAAUGGUCACAAUUUCAACAUUUUUUUAAGAAAAUCUUCAAACGAAAAGAAAAAUGUUAAUUUUUUCCCCUUUUAAUCAAUAAUUCAGAUUGUUUUUUUUUUCAGAUACGUUUUUUUUGUUUCCCGUGUCAGGGAAACGCUUUUUACAGCAAAGAGCCGCGACUCCACUCUCUGGUGUGUUGAAAAAUGCUUUAUCAAGUUAUUAUUAUUUUUCAGAGUGUGUGUAAAAGUGUGGCUGAAGUUAUCAGCUUCUUUGCCUGGGUUCAGCUCUACGAAGCGUUCCGUCAGAUUUCCGGACAUCACCGUUUUCUCAUCUUCACGCAGUCCAGUUUUUCGAAAAGCAACUUCAUUUUCAUGUUAGCGCAAAUUGUUUGGGCAAAUGAAUAAUUUAAUUGAAUCUGUUUCAUCGUGCUUUAUAAUGAAAACAACGCUGAAGUCUGGAAUUGAAUUUUUCUGGAUAUGUCACACUAAAGCCAGCCGCUGAGAUGAAUAUAUAAUUUUUUUAUAGUUUUUUUGGCAGAACUUCAGAGUAAAAAAAGUUGAACCUCAAAAAAGUGCUUAUCAGUGCAAUUACUCCAAUUUUUGACUGAAUAGUUUUUUUAAAAUUUAUGCAACUUCUCACGAGAAAAAGUGUCUGAAGUGAACAUCACAGAUCUGGUCUGAACUUAUGUGGUAGGGGAUCGUACACGGACAAAGUCCAAAAGGUCUCAAGAAAAACUUUCGGAAAAAAGGCCUCGAAUGCGCCGUUUUUUCUAGACCUUUCUUUAUAAGGACUUUUCGAGGAGGUGUAAAAAAAGGCGGAAAAAAGAAGUUUCCGAGAAACUGUUGACUUCCUUUAUAGAACUCAGAAAAGAGCUUUGGGCUCUUCUUUCUAAGAUCUUUUUUGAGAUCGUUUGAACUUUGUCUAUGUAGGUGUGGGUACUCGAAAAAAAAAUCAGCUGCUAAACCUCUGGGUACUGAGCUUGCCCCCCAAAUUGUACGCGCAAAGCUCAAUGCUUAUUUAUCAUUGGUUUUUUUCGGAAAAAUCUUUUUUUCUUGUUUUUUUAUAAUAAAUAAAUUACAGCAAUCGUUUCCAGAAUCGGAAAAUCAAUGAAAACCAGUUUUUUUCUGCUUUUUUUACGUAUUUUUUUGCGAUGGGAUAUUUUUGCAGUACCAUAUGGCGCUUAGCAGACCGUUUUUUUAUAUUCACAUGCCUUCAAGAACACCUACCACAGAAAUAUAGAUUAGAUUUGCAAUUUUCACCUCAUACUUUUCUCUUGUUAGUUUGAAUGCGGUUUUUCAGUAAAGAAUAUUUCCAAAACAGAAUUCUCAAGCUUUUACGGUUAAAAUUCUUUAACAAAAAAUGUCUAAAGCUUCAGCAAAUGGUUUUCGCGGGUGUCAAAAAUUUCUCUCUGACCGCAGAUGAAAUACGGAAUGCAAAAAAAGCUUUUUUUCAUUUCUUUUUUUCCCAAAAAAAUGUACUUCAUUUUUCUUGCCAAAGAUUCAUUAUUCUUAUCAAUUUUUCUAUAUUGAAUCAGUGAGUUCGAUCAUAAAAAAAGAUCUAUCUGCAAAUUCUAAUUGCAAGGGAGAAAAUAGAACCGUAUCAUUACAGCAAAGAGCCGUGACUCGGCGUUCAUUUGGCAGAGUCACACCUCUUCACUGUUGCGAUAGAAGUCCUGAAGGUUCGGAAUCGAUAGAAUAACAUCAAACUUUUUUAUUGGCAGUGAAUAAAUAAGUUAGGUUGAUUAACGUAAAAUAGAAAAAAGAGAACGAGCAUUAUUUCGCGACAAAGGCGAAAAAUGGGUCCUGGCACGGCGAAGUGAGUAGCUACCGUAACCUUUUCCUUCGCCGCGCUGCUGUUCAAGAAUCCUAACGUUUUUACAAUUCUGGUUUUUGAAUUGAAAUUAUUUUCAUUUAAAUAUUAUCAUCAUUUGAAACUUUUUAUUGGGGGUAUUUUGAGAAUAGGUUUCAAAGGCUUGUCAAGAAUUCUGAAAAGUUUCUCAACUCAACAGAGAGUUGAGAAAAAAUCCAAUUGUUCAUUCAUUAAUUGUUUGUUACAUAAUCUGAAGGUUUGUAGAGAUGCAUAAAAAAAGGUUUAAAAUGGAGCUUCCACAUCUUUUUCUUCAAUAGGUGGCGCCAAUUUUUUUUAUAAAAAUUAUCAUUUUGGUUAGUUUUGCAUGUAAUGUAGUUUCCUUUUUCUCUUGACUUUGAACAUAUUCACGUAUCUUUUUUUGUUGUUUUUGUAUUUUUCGUCAAUCUUUCUCAUAAAAAAAUAUUUUCAGCAUGGGUAUCUCACGCGAUUCGUGGCAUAAGCGGUACAAGACUGGAGCUACGCGCCCGGUCCCACACAAGAAGAGGAAGUUCGAGCUCGGUCGCCCCGCUGCUAACACCAAGGUUCGUUAUUUGUUAAUUAUUCGUUUAAAAUAAUCUAAAUGAAACACAUUUUUGAACAUUUCAAGAUUGGACCAAAGCGCGUUCACGUUGUUCGCGUCCGCGGUGGAAACUUCAAAUACCGCGCUCUCCGCCUCGACGCUGGCAACUUUUCCUGGGCUUCUGAGCGUUAGUUAAUUCUUUUUCUAGUUUCCCAGUUUGGAACUCCAGAAAGAUUCUCUCAAGUUCAUUACAACGCCAAAAUUUUUUUAGGUAAAAAAAAUAAUUGGAUUAUUUUUUUCAAUGCAAUUGGCUCUAAACAAAAGCUUUCUUUGAGGUUUUUCUAUUCAAACUCUAAAAAUUCUGUUUUACUGAAAAAUCAAGAGCCAUCAAAGUUCUUCCCCAAAAAUAAUUCAAACGACUCGGUUUUUCAAAAUUAUAUAAAGCCAGCUUAAACACUUAAAUUUAGUUCUACUUCGUUUAAACGGAGUUUCCUUUUUUUGUUGAGCUAAAAACCUUUCUGUAACCAUAACCUGGAAACUUGUGGUUUUGAUUUUCAUCACAGAACUUCAUAUGAUUCUGCUCAAAAAAUGCUUAUACAAAAAGAUGAUUCAUUUACAGAGACGACUCGCAAGACCCGUAUUGUCGAUACCGUCUACAACUCGACGAACAACGAGUUGGUGAGAACCAAGACGCUCGUCAAGGGAACCAUCGUGACGAUCGAUGCGGCUCCUUUCCGUCAGUGGUACGAAUCGCACUACGCUCUGCCUCUCGCCCGCAAGAAGAACGCCAAACUUUCCGACGAAGACAGCGCCGUUCUGAACAAGAAGCGGUAAGUUGCAAAAAAUGCAGAAAUUAACAUGAAAUAAAUGAAAUAAAAAUUAUUUUUCCGUCAAAAAAUAGAUAAAUACAUUGAUAAUGCUUUGAAAGUUUGAUCUUACCUGAUUUUGACAUUAAUUUGAACAGUUCUUCAGAUAAAUAAUAGUUUUUUAGAUAUUUAUGAAGUCUUUUUAGCUCCCGCAAGACCACCGAAAAGUACACCGAGAGACAAAAGACCGCUGAAGUUGACCCGCUGCUUAUUGAACAAUUCCACACUGGCCGCAUCCUCGGUGAAUAUUCUUCCCUUUCAUCCAAGAUUUCCUUGUGAAAAAAUAUUGAACUUUGUUCUUAUAUCGUGGUUUUCAGCCCGUCUUUCCUCGAGCCCUGGACAGGUCGGCCACGCCGACGGAUACAUCCUCGAAGGAAAAGAACUUGACUUCUACCUUCGUAAAAUCCGUGCCAAGAAGGCGAAAUAA
This is a messenger RNA of Caenorhabditis auriculariae, 4140 nucleotides long. The record is from the annotation of a GenBank genome assembly. Lineage: Eukaryota; Metazoa; Nematoda; Chromadorea; Rhabditida; Rhabditidae.